This is a messenger RNA of Odobenus rosmarus divergens (Pacific walrus), 2223 nucleotides long. It is a transcript of the gene WDR1, whose product is annotated as WD repeat domain 1. Gene Ontology annotation, cellular component: cortical actin cytoskeleton. NCBI's taxonomy places the organism in Eukaryota, Metazoa, Chordata, Mammalia, Carnivora, Odobenidae. The transcript has 15 exons. Bases 37 to 1857 code for a protein of 606 amino acids. Gene Ontology annotation, molecular function: actin filament binding. The record is from RefSeq and is a predicted model, not a curated record. Gene Ontology annotation, biological process: positive regulation of actin filament depolymerization; actin filament depolymerization; sarcomere organization.
UCUCGGCGAGUGCGGAGCGGUAACAAGUGGGCGACGAUGCCGUACGAGAUCAAGAAGGUGUUUGCCAGCCUCCCCCAGGUGGAGAGGGGCGUCUCCAAAAUCAUCGGCGGCGACCCCAAGGGCAACAAUUUUCUUUACACCAAUGCAGAGGGCGUCAUUGUCAGGGACAUCGACAACCCAGCCCUUGCUGACAUCUACACGGAGCAUGCCCAUCAGGUGGUGGUGGCCAAGUACGCGCCCAGUGGGUUCUACAUCGCCUCUGGAGAUGUAUCUGGAAAGCUGAGGAUCUGGGAUACCACGCAGAAGGAGCACCUCUUAAAGUAUGAGUAUCAGCCUUUCGCUGGGAAGAUCAAGGACAUUGCUUGGACAGAAGACAGUAAGAGGAUCGCAGUGGUCGGAGAAGGAAGGGAGAAGUUUGGAGCCGUCUUCCUGUGGGACAGUGGCUCUUCCGUGGGCGAGAUCACGGGACACAACAAAGUCAUCAACAGCGUGGACAUCAAGCAGAGCAGACCGUACCGGCUGGCCACGGGCAGUGACGAUAACUGUGCCGCGUUCUUUGAGGGGCCACCGUUCAAGUUCAAGUUUACAAUUGGCGACCACGGCCGCUUUGUCAACUGUGUGCGAUUCUCUCCUGAUGGGAACAGAUUUGCCACGGCCAGCGCAGAUGGUCAGAUUUACAUCUAUGAUGGAAAGACGGGGGAGAAAGUGUGUGCCCUGGGAGGAGGCAAGGCUCACGACGGAGGCAUUUACGCUAUCAGUUGGAGCCCUGAUAGCACCCAUUUGCUUUCUGCUUCUGGAGACAAAACCUCGAAGAUUUGGGACGUCAAUGUGAACUCUGUCGUCAGUACGUUUACAAUGGGCUCCACCGUUCUGGACCAGCAGCUGGGCUGCUUGUGGCAGAAGGACCACCUCCUUAGCAUCUCCCUGUCUGGGUACAUCAAUUACCUAGACAAAAACAACCCCAGCAAGCCCCUGCGGGUCAUCAAGGGUCACAGCAAAUCCAUCCAGUGUCUGACGGUGCAUAAAAAUGGCGGCAAGUCCUACAUCUACUCCGGGAGCCACGACGGACACAUUAAUUACUGGGAUUCAGAGACGGGGGAGAAUGACUCCUUCGCCGGGAAGGGCCACACGAACCAGGUGUCCAGGAUGACGGUGGACGAGUCCGGGCAGCUGGUGAGCUGCAGCAUGGACGACACGGUGCGGUACACGAACCUCAUGCUGAGGGACUACAGUGGGCAGGGACUUGUGAAGAUGGACGUCCAGCCCAAGUGCGUGGCUGUGGGCCCCGGAGGCUACGCUGUGGUCGUGUGCAUUGGGCAGAUCGUCCUGCUCAAGGAUCAGAAGAAGUGCUUCAGCAUCGACAGCCCCGGCUACGAGCCCGAAGUGGUGGCAGUGCACCCCAGCGGUGACACGGUAGCUGUUGGGGGCACGGACGGGAAUGUCCGCUUGUACUCCAUCCUGGGCACCACGCUGAAGGACGAGGGCAAGCUCCUGGAGGCCAAGGGCCCCGUGACCGAUGUGGCAUAUUCCCACGAUGGCGCUUUCCUCGCCGUGUGCGAUGCCAGCAAAGUGGUCACGGUCUUCAGCGUUGCAGACGGCUACUCGGAGAACAACGUUUUUUACGGACACCACGCGAAGAUUGUCUGCCUGGCCUGGUCACCAGACAACGAGCACUUUGCCUCUGGUGGCAUGGACAUGAUGGUGUACGUCUGGACCCUAAGUGACCCUGAGACCAGGGUCAAGAUCCAAGAUGCGCACCGGCUCCACCACGUCAGCAGCCUGGCCUGGCUGGACGAGCACACGCUGAUCACGACCUCCCACGACGCCUCUGUCAAAGAGUGGACAAUCACCUACUGAGGAGCCCCCUCCUUUGGACGGACCGAAUCAGGGACUAGAGCUUAACCGCAGCAGAACACAUCGUUUCUCUAAAUAUUUCUGUCCUGCGCCCCCACGCCCGCCCCACUCAGGAGGGUGGGGCCUUACGCGAGUACUCUCCGCUCUGCAGGGUGUUCCUAUCUGUACACGUUCUUCUGAAAGCUUUAGACAGUGACAGUUUGCACAUGAAAAAUAAAGCAAGCACUUAAACACCGUGUGGAGCGUAACUCAAACCCACUACCCACCCCAGCCCGAGUGCAGAACAUUCCGGAGGCAGAGCCUCGAAAGCACACAGACCCGCCCCUGCGGCUCUUGCUGUCUGUCAGGGUAGGCUGCGGUUGUGGGCCG